Messenger RNA from Trachymyrmex septentrionalis, 620 nucleotides. RefSeq lists its product as uncharacterized. The transcript is spliced from 3 exons. The record is from RefSeq and is a predicted model, not a curated record. NCBI's taxonomy places the organism in Eukaryota, Metazoa, Arthropoda, Insecta, Hymenoptera, Formicidae. Bases 173 to 559 code for a protein of 128 amino acids.
UCAGUCUCGCCAAGCCUUCUGCUGCGAUAAGAUCGACGACAAUGACGGGACACGAUGAGGCUUAACGCGAGAUUUUGAUAUGGAAUGCGGAGGACCGAGAGAAACGACAAUUCGCGAAAUAGUGGAGUGACAGAGGGUACAAUCGUGAUUGUCGUUAGCGAACGACAGCAUCAUGAGGACGAUAAUGAGCACGAUGAGGAUCCUUUUAAAGAGCAUCAUAUGCCUUCUGUCAGUGGUUAACGCGAGGACUGCGAUAAUGCCGCCACCGUGGGCCGAUCCCUCGAGCAACCCCUGCGCUGCACAACCACGCGGUUGGCUGCUGCUUUACUGGCCAACAGAUGGGAAAUGCUAUAAAAUAUUCCAGAUCGGCCCCCCGUGCCCGGAAACCAUGGAACUGGGUCCAGCAGCCGGCAAUGGAACAAUUGCGGAAUGUAGAUGUCCUCCAGGAACCGCUCAAUCGCCCAAGGACGCGUUGUGCCAUCCGAUAUUCACGAGAGCAUCCUGCUCCAAGGGUCAAUUCUUUGCACCUGUACCCGACGCGCUUGAUAAAUUAGCGUAACAAAAACAGUCUCUCUCUUUAAUCUCAUUUCAUAAUUAACUGGAAACACCUAUACAUAUUC